Messenger RNA from Electrophorus electricus (electric eel), 3861 nucleotides. It is a transcript of the gene lrp12, whose product is annotated as low density lipoprotein receptor-related protein 12. Gene Ontology annotation, molecular function: protein binding. Gene Ontology annotation, cellular component: plasma membrane. The record is from RefSeq and is a predicted model, not a curated record. NCBI's taxonomy places the organism in Eukaryota, Metazoa, Chordata, Actinopteri, Gymnotiformes, Gymnotidae.
GUAUCCGGCUGUAACAACACACACUCGACUGGUAGUCGUGGCUGCUGUAGAGAAAGGCCAAGGACGGCGGCGAGAUGUCUCCGGCCUUUGUUUGGAUGGGAUACAGGGUGUUAAAACAUGGCAAAUUUGUAAUUGCCUGGUAAACAAAGGGAAAUGGUUUAUACGUGCUUAUUACACUUAUUGGAUAUAUUUUCAGCUACUUGGCACAACAAGCCAGCCAGCAACGUUGACUCGAUCCGUGGAGGCGUCCCUUAGACCAGACUGCGGUUUUGCUCGAUUAUAGGAACACAUAACGGUCCGGUUAGUUAGCUAGGUUAAACAGCUAUUUAUUCAAUUAACCCCAUACUACAUACCCGAACGAAUUAAACUAUUGUUUUAUAAUGUUUAAAUGUCUGUAGUUUUAUGAUCGAUCGUUAACCCGCUGUGGUUUCAAGAUAAACUUGACUAGCUAGCUAGCUAGCAGUCGUUUGUUGUAUGCAGCUUGUUGUGGUAUUAGCUACCUAGCGGUGGUAGCUAGCUGGACAGUCAUGACUGAUGUCAUGAAGAUUUCCUCAACUUAAAUUAACCCAGGUAGGUGUUAGGUGUAAAUGGGUUGGCAAAUGUAGCUAGCUAGCUAUAAUAGCUAUAUAAUAUAAUAGCUAGCUUUAUGUAGCCUAAUUAAAUAGCCAGGGUAGGUUUCCUUAGUCGGUAUAUGCGGAGAUAAAGCAGGCUAGCUAACGCUAACGAGGAAAGUCCUUUGUUUUACCGUUACACCACUAGCUCGCGCGCUAGCUAACCUGCUAGCCCCAGCUGUGUAGCCUAUGUUGAGGUAGCAAUACUGAGGCAGCUGUCGCUGACUAAGUUAAAAUAAGUGAAAUAAAACCUCACAUUAUCCGUGUAGGACACCCCUCUUUUUACAGCUGCUGUUCAGCAAUACACCUUAUAGCAAAGGGUUACUAAUCCUUUGGUCAGGUACUAACAUUUAGAAAUUAGCUCUUCGUGGUAGUUAGCUACGAAAAUAACAUAACAAAAGCAAGUCAAGCUGCAGAUUCAUUAUUCCAACAGCCCCCCCAGUCUUACGGUACUAUGGAGAGCAUAAAGAACACAUUAUGGAUUUAUAUCCUUCUAAUCCUCUGUCUCUUCAGCGAAAAUACAGCCUGUAUACAGCACAAUGAAAAUGUAUAUGUAUCAGGAAUGUCUAAUGCAUGUGGAGAAGUGGCAGAGCAGAUCCGGGCAUCGAGCGGCGUGAUCACCAGUCCAGGCUGGCCCUACGAGUACCCUUCCCAUGUCAACUGCAGCUGGAACAUCAGGGCCAACCCUGGAGAGAUCAUCACCAUCAGCUUUCAGGACUUUGAGGUCCAAAGCUCCCACCGCUGUGGCAUGGAUUGGAUCUCCAUCAGCACCUACAAGAACCUGGAUGGCUACCGCGUCUGUGGCUCCUCCAUCCCAUCCCCUUACAUUUCCUCUCAGGACCACGUGUGGAUCAAGUUCCACUCGGAUGACAGUCUGACCGGCAAGGGAUUCCGGCUUUCUUACAUCACAGGGAAGUCGGAGGAGGCCAGCUGUGCAGUAGACGAGUUCCACUGUGCCAACGGAAAGUGCAUCCCUGAGUUGUGGAAGUGCAACACUAUGGACGAAUGCGGCGACAACUCAGAUGAGGAGCUGUGUGCGCGUCUGGGUCCAGCCGCCGCCGCCUCCUCCUCCUCCUUCUCCUUCCAGCCGUGCGCCCCGGACCAGUUCCCCUGCCUGUCUCGCUACACACGCGUCUACACCUGCCUCCCACAGGCCCUCCGCUGUGAUGGCAGCGUUGACUGUCAGGACCUGGGUGACGAGGUGGACUGUGCAGCACCCGCAUGCGGCGAGCGACUGCGGAACUUCUACGGCGCCUUUAGCUCGCCCAACUACCCAGACUUUUAUCCGCCAGGCAGUGACUGCACAUGGCUGAUCGACACGGGCGACCGGCGCAAAGUGGUGCUGCGCUUUGUUGACUUCAAGCUGGAUGGCGCUGGCUACGGCGACUACGUGAAGGUGUACGAUGGCCUGGAGGAGAGCCCGCGGCAUCUGCUGCGUGCACUCACGGCCCUGGAGGCACACGCUCCCCUCUCUGUGGUGUCGCCCUCGGGACAGCUGCGUGUGCACUUCUACGCCGACCGGGUGAAUGCAGCACGGGGCUUCAAUGCCACGUACCAGGUGGAGGGCUUCUGCCUACCAUGGGAAUCACCGUGCGGGGGCAGCUGGGGCUGCUAUACUGAGACGCAGCGCUGCGACGGAUACUGGCACUGCGCCAAUGGCCGUGACGAGCUCAACUGCAGCAGCUGCCGUGAGGACGAGUUCCCGUGUUCGCGGGGUGGAGCCUGUUACCCACGUUCAGACCGCUGCAACUACCAGAACCGCUGCCCCAAUGGCUCGGACGAGAAGAACUGCUUUUUCUGCCAGCCGGGCAACUUCCACUGCCGCAACAACCGUUGUGUGUUCGAGAGCUGGGUGUGCGACGCGCAGGACGACUGUGGCGAUGGCAGCGACGAGGAGAGCUGCCCUGUUGUCGUGCCAACACGCGUGAUCACGGCAGCGGUUAUCGGGAGUCUCAUCUGCGGACUUCUGUUGGUCAUUGCACUGGGCUGCACCUGUAAGCUUUACUCACUCAGGAUGUUCGAGCGCAGGUCUUUUGAAACACAGCUUUCACGGGUUGAGGCAGAGUUAUUAAGAAGAGAAGCUCCCCCUUCCUACGGUCAGCUUAUUGCCCAGGGCCUAAUCCCGCCAGUGGAGGAUUUCCCAGUCUGCUCUGGCAACCAGGCCUCUGUGCUAGAGAACCUGAGGUUGGCUGUACGCUCCCAACUGGGCUUCACCUCUAUCCGCCUGCCAACCUCCGCCCGCCAUGGCACCAUCUGGCGCCGCCUCUUUAACUUCACCCGCUCGCGGCGCUCCGCCUCCCUGGCUCUGGUGUCCGCUGACGCGGAGGAGGGCUCGGGUGGCACUGGGGGCAGUUCCACCCGUGAGCAGGACCGGCCAGGCCCUCGCCGCAGCCUGCUCCCCCUUGACUCCGAUGACACGGACACAGAGAGCGACCGGCCGCCUCGCCGCGACGCCCACGGAGCCGUCGGGGGCCUCGUGGCUCCCCUGCCCCAGAAAACCCCACCCGCCGCCGCCGUGCAGGCCAUCGUAUCCGUUUCCAGCAGCUCUGCCCCUCUGGCCAGCCGUGAGGGUAGCAUUGCUGAAAGUGUGACAGACGGGGGCGUGGCUGGGGAGGCUCCAGCCCCCAGUGGGCGGAGCUCUUUCGCCAGUGCGCUGAGCCGCGUCAUGCACAGCCUGCGCUGGGUCCGCUCCUCCCUCACUCGCUCAACAAGCUCAGCCUCCACACCCCGAAACCACAGCCCCCUGCGACAGCUAGAGCAUGGUGCUGCGGCUGGGGGUGGGGCAGAAGAUGAGGACGACGUCGAGCUCCUGAUCCCGGUCUCGGAGGCCGGCACCCUGGAUGGGGACUCCGGUGAGAGCGGCAGGCCGCUGCUGGAGCCCAGCGCAGAGCAGGCCCUCGCACCCCAUCCUGCCUCCGCUGUGCCCUCCACUCGGGCAAGGCCGCCGGGCCGGGAUGGACCCUGCGAACACUGCGGCAUGGUCCACACAGCACGCGUCCCAGACGUCUGUCUGGAGGCCAGGACCAGGGCGGAGACCAGCGACGACGAGUCUCUCCUGCUUUGUUAAAGUCUCCCUGCUACGGUACAGUGCACAGAACUCCAGACCCCUGCUUCAAGCCUGCCAUGCCAUUGCUACAUCUGUCUCCCCAACAGGGGGGAAAUCUGAGUAUUUUUGAUUGCCUGCCCUCUGAUUUCCAAUGCUUGCACAGAACCUUCAGACAAGCUCUGGUAUGCAGUUGCCCCCCCCCCC